Molecule: messenger RNA, 669 nt
Organism: Bubalus bubalis (water buffalo)
Lineage: Eukaryota; Metazoa; Chordata; Mammalia; Artiodactyla; Bovidae
Product: keratin, type II cytoskeletal 6C-like
Exons: 3
Coding region: 1-669 (222 amino acids)
Biological process (GO): keratinization; intermediate filament organization
Cellular component (GO): keratin filament
Molecular function (GO): structural constituent of skin epidermis
Source: RefSeq, a predicted model, not a curated record
AUGUCUUACAAAUCCACCGUGAAGACCCAAAGCAUCAGCUGCAGGGGCUUCAGUGCCAGCUCAGCCAGAGUCCCUGGGGUGUGCCGCUCUGGCUUCAGCAGCUUGUCCCUGUCCCGCUCCAGGGGGAGUGGUGGUCUCACUGGAGUGUGUGGAGGAGCUGGCUUUGGCAGCCGCAGCCUCUAUGGCCUGGGGGGCUCCAAGAGGAUCUCCAUCGCAGGGGGCAGCUGUGUCAUCGGUGGUGGCUAUGGCGGCAGAAUUGGAGCUGGCUAUGGUUUCGGGGGUGGAGCCGGGAGUGGAUUUGGUUUCGGUGCUGGGGCUGGUAGUGGCUUUGGGCUCCAUGGGGACGCUGACUUUGGAGGUGGCUAUGGAGUUGGCUCUGGCUUCCCUGUGUUUCCCCCUGGAGGCAUCCAAGAGGUCACCGUCAACCAGAGUCUUCUGACUCCCCUCAACCUGCAAAUCGACCCCACCAUCCAGCGGGUGAGGACUGAGGAGCGGGAGCAGAUCAAGACCCUCAACAACAAGUUUGCCUCCUUCAUUGACAAGGUGAGCUGGGAGCAUCUGCCCCAAUGUAGUUCCUGGAGAAACAAGCGCCUGGACACCAAGAGGACCCUGCCUCAGGAGCAGGGACCCAAGCCCAUGAGGCUGACCCUAGUGACUAUGUUUGAGUAG